UUGCCUUAUUAUUUCUCUUGGUUGUUUUGAAGAGUCUUAUCGAAUGCACCAUCGUCCUCGUUUACGGCAUCAUUACUACUUGUCCAUCCUGGAUAUCGAUAUCGACCCGCUGACCGCCAUCCACGUUUCCCCGCGAUCUGCCCUGGAUGUGAGCGCGCCAUCAUCGUGAUCUUUUCUCGACAACCUCUCUUCUCACCUUCAUCUUUUACCUCACCAUUCGUCUUUUACUCUUCAAGUAUGGCGGCCCCUCCAAAGACAGAAGCCCCGCCGGGCGCAACUUCAUCAACCCCGCCGCCUCCGGCUAUUGAGUAUUCGUAUAUGUAUGAGAAGGAUAAGAGUCCUUCAAAGCUAUUAGAUGCUCUAUUAAGAGCUAUUAGUCGUCAUAUUAUACUCGAGAUAGGCGAUAAAACCGUUUGUCACCUUACCCCGGAAAAGAUGGCCGCCUUCUACAGGGCUGUUGGAGGCGAUUAUGACUCUCUAUUUGAAAUGCCCCACGAGUCCAUCUCAUACAUCUGGCAGGUUACUGGAUGUCAACACACACUACAACCAACCGACGACGAUUUCGCACCACCGUCAAUACCUGCCCUCACCGCCCGAGGCUUUUCACGAUGGGAAUCUCUCGAGAUUCUUCUCGGUCCCGAGGAACACGUUCCUUUCUUACAGUUCGCCGUCAAGAACUGGCAGCUAAAACAUCCCGAGACCGGCCAAGACUUUCCGGCCGACCUACCUCCAACUGUAUUCCCAACACAAGCCGACGCCGAGGUGGAUCGAUGGCACAAGUCAUGCGCUGAGAAGUUACGAAAGGAAGCAAACGCUCGAGAGAGGGAGGCAUACAGAGAAGCUGCACGAGAACCAACUGGGCCGGGUGAACCUCCCGAAGGACCAGAGCCCAAAUUCGCCUACUCCCACGUGAGAGGAAGUGCAUUUGCUGGACCCCGAGCCAGGCCUGAACGACCGUUGUACAAUCAUGUGCCGGGCAGACAUGCAGGAGGGCGGCCAACCAGACCUUCACCUGAGAGGUACAACAGCCGCUCUGAUGAACAUGCCCGACGACGAAGCUUCUCCGACUAUAACCAGCAACCUUCGCCAGACGUACCACCACAUGCACCGCAUGCGCCCUCAGGGUCUUAUCUCGACCCUCAUGCGAAGCGGCCCGCACCGCCUCGUCGACACAGUCAGCCCAGGCACUACUCUUCAGAUUCUAGUGAUGAUGAGCCGGUACCUCCUCGUGCAAAGAGAAGACCUGAAGCAAGCCCGCCUUCGCCGACGACUCGUCGAUAUUCACCUACGAAUGAUCGCCCACCUCCUGUUGCUAGCAAUCCACCACCGACAUUCCGGCCUCAUCGCGCAGAUGGCAGAGCUUCUGACGAUUCCACUCGCCGAAGAUCAACACACAGCCCCAGCCUGCGAGAAAAGCUGACCGAGAAAGUCUCAAACAUUCUCCCCAACGGACUCAGCACCAACCCAGAUCGCACUAGAAAUCCGCCUAGAGCCCCAUCUUACAACACGGACUCUUCCCGCGGACGCCGAAGCCGAGACCGAAUUCCUCCAUCUCGACUUAGCAGAAGCUACUCCGACAUAUCAGGGGCUUCCUCAGAAGCAGAGUCCAGCGACGAAGAUUUCAAGCGAUCAAGGCGAAUGCGCGAAGAGCGAGAUAGAGAAAGGGAACGAGACCGUGAGCGGGAAAGGAUUCGCGACAGGGGUCGGCAGCGGGAGCUUGACCGGGAAAGAGAAGAAGAGAGACGUGAUCGGUACCUGCGCCGACCAGACAUGGAGAGACGAACUAGUAGCCAUGCAGAUGCCGAGCGAAGACGUGACUAUCCCGGAUGGGAUCCGCGAUCUGAGAGGAAGAGAUGGGAUAAGCGCAUGCCGCCUGAUGAGCGGGGGACAAGUCCCCUUGGGGUUUCUGGGAGACGGUAUGCUGAGCCGGCGUACCCUUAGUCUGGGGUAUGGAUUUAAUACCGAGAAUGGUAUAUACGUCAAGUGUUGAGCAUUGAGAGCGAUAUUGAGCAUUUUGAGAUUUCAUAUGGAUCUAUCUUGGAUAUAACGAGAUAUAGGGUUUGCAGA
Messenger RNA from Fusarium redolens, 2067 nucleotides. RefSeq lists its product as uncharacterized. The record is from RefSeq and is a predicted model, not a curated record. The transcript is spliced from 3 exons. Lineage: Eukaryota; Fungi; Ascomycota; Sordariomycetes; Hypocreales; Nectriaceae. Bases 238 to 1941 code for a protein of 567 amino acids.